Molecule: messenger RNA, 1530 nt
Organism: Dufourea novaeangliae
Lineage: Eukaryota; Metazoa; Arthropoda; Insecta; Hymenoptera; Halictidae
Gene: Mmp2
Product: matrix metalloproteinase-2-like
Exons: 8
Coding region: 1-1530 (509 amino acids)
Biological process (GO): extracellular matrix organization; collagen catabolic process; proteolysis
Cellular component (GO): extracellular matrix
Molecular function (GO): metalloendopeptidase activity; zinc ion binding
Source: RefSeq, a predicted model, not a curated record
AUGAGCCUGAGAACCGAACAACCAAGUGGUCUCGACAGAGGCGGCGUUCGUUUCGAACUGAGCAAAGCCCUCGGUCUAUGGGCACGGAACUCGAGACUCACCUUCCAGGAAGUUAACAGCGACCAGGCAGACAUACUGGUGUACUUCCAUCGCGGGUAUCACGGUGAUGGAUAUCCUUUCGAUGGCAGGGGCCAGAUCCUGGCGCACGCCUUUUUCCCCGGCAGAGAUCGCGGCGGAGACGUUCAUUUCGACGAAGAAGAAAUAUGGCUACUGCAAGACGAUAGCAAUGAAGAUGGGACCAGCCUUUUCGCGGUAGCCGCGCAUGAAUUUGGCCACUCUCUCGGCUUGGCGCACAGCUCGGUUCCCGGAGCUCUCAUGUAUCCGUGGUACCAGGGAUUGAGCUCUAAUUACGAGCUACCGGAGGAUGACAGACACGGGAUUCAGCAGAUGUACGGUGCUCCCGAGGAGAAGCUAUGGGCAUAUCUACCAGGUGGUCCGCCACCUCCGGAACGUCUGACAACGCCUAGGACAACAACGACAAGCAUUGGGACGACCUACAGACCGUGGAGAACAAGACCGACAAGGCCGAAUCACUAUCCAAACGACGACCGACCCCGUCGCCCUGAUCGUUACCCUCAGAAGCCGGAAUACAGGACGGAAAGACCGGAGGAGCGACCUCCGAGACCUCACAAGCCCCACAGGCAUCAUACAACAACGACCACACCGAGCAUCACCGUCACUACGACCGUAAGGACCACAACGAGCACCCAGAAGCCGAGGUAUCGAUGGACACCGACGCCCAGGAACGAUAUGCCAGAUAAAUGUGACACCAGCUAUGACGCCAUCAGCAUUAUUCGCAGGGAGAUCUUUGUGUUCACGGGCAGGUAUCUGUGGAGAAUCGGUGAUCACGGAUUAUACGAGGGUUACCCAGCAGAAAUCAUUCGUCUGUUCAACUUACCUGAAGAUAUCGACCACGUGGAUGCAGUUUACGAAAGGCCUGACAAGAAGAUAGUAUUUUUCAUCGGUAAAAAGUAUUACGUUUUUAACGCCAACUUUCUGGAGCCCGGGUAUCCGAAACCGUUGACCACACUGGGACUUCCGGAAUCAUUGGAAAAAAUCGAUGGCGCUAUGAUUUGGGGACACAAUGGGAAAACUUACUUCUUCAGUGGAUCUAUGUAUUGGAGGUUCGAUGAAUCCGUAAAUUUUGUAGAACUGGAUUAUCCAAGAGACAUAAGUAUGUUCGAUGGUGUUGGGAACGAUAUCGACGCUGUGUUCCAGUGGAAAAAUGGCAAAACGUACUUCUUCAAAGGAAAAGGUUUCUGGGAAUUCGAUGACUUAAGGAUGAAAGUCGCCCAUGAAAAGCAAAAACUAUCGGCACCAGUCUGGAUGGGCUGCCCACGAGAAUUAGAAACCAACGAUGUUGAGAAUUAUCCAAGGAAAUCUAAGAUCAUGGCCUCAAGCGACGCAACCACACCACCAACACUUUCUCUCGGAUUACUUUUUAUAGUAUAUUUUAGCAAAUAUUUAUAA